CCCGGCCUCCGGUCCGGCCGCCCCGGCCUCGGCUCCCGCGGGGGACACCAUGUACUGGCUGGCGGCGCAGGGAGGCCGGCGCCCGGCGGGGAUGUUGGGUUAACGGCAUGGAGAACAGUCACCCCCCCCACCACCACCACCAGCAGCCCCCGCCGCAGCCCGGCCCUUCGGGCGAGAGGAGGAACCACCAUUGGAGAAGUUACAAGUUGAUGAUUGACCCGGCUCUGAAAAAGGGGCAUCAUAAACUGUACCGCUACGAUGGGCAGCAUUUCAGCCUGGCGAUGUCCAGCAACCGCCCGGUGGAAAUUGUCGAAGAUCCCCGGGUCGUCGGGAUCUGGACCAAAAACAAGGAGCUGGAGCUGUCGGUGCCCAAAUUCAAGAUCGAUGAGUUCUACGUGGGCCCGGUGCCUCCUAAGCAGGUGACAUUUGCCAAGCUGAAUGAUAACAUCCGAGAAAACUUCCUGAGGGACAUGUGCAAGAAGUAUGGGGAGGUGGAGGAGGUGGAGAUUUUGUACAACCCCAAGACCAAGAAGCACUUGGGCAUUGCCAAGGUGGUCUUUGCCACAGUCAGGGGAGCCAAGGAGGCUGUUCAGCAUUUGCACAGCACCUCGGUCAUGGGCAACAUCAUCCACGUGGAGCUGGACACCAAAGGAGAAACCCGCAUGCGCUUCUACGAACUGCUGGUUACCGGCCGAUACACCCCCCAGACCCUCCCAGUGGGUGAGCUGGAUGCUGUCUCUCCAAUUGUGAAUGAGACCCUACAGCUGUCAGAUGCCCUGAAGCGCCUCAAGGAUGGCAGCCUGUCUGCGGGCUGUGGCUCUGGCUCCUCCUCCGUCACCCCCAAUAGUGGCGGGACCCCUUUCUCCCAGGACACAGCUUACUCCAGCUGCCGCCUGGACACGCCCAACUCCUAUGGGCAGGGCACCCCACUCACACCGCGCCUGGGCACCCCCUUCUCACAGGACUCCAGCUACUCCAGCCGCCAGCCCACACCCUCCUACCUCUUCGGCCCAGACCCCACAGCAACCUUCAAGGCUCGGCGCCACGAGAGCAAGUUCACCGAUGCUUACAAUCGCCGCCACGAGCAUCAUUAUGUUCACAACUCGGCUGCAGUGGCUGCAGUGGCUGCAGUGGCCGGGGCCGCAGCUCCCUUUCGGGGCUCCUCGGACCUCCCAUUUGGGGCAGUUGGCAGCAGUGGGGGCAGCAGUGGCCCUCCCUUCAAGGCCCAACCACAGGAUUCAGCCACAUUUGCCCACACUCCACCGACUGCCCAAGCAGCCCCCACUCCUGGAUUCAAGUCGGCCUUCUCUCCAUACCAGACCCCAGCACCCCCUUUCCCCCCGCCUCCCGAGGAGCCCACCACCACAGCCACCUUUGGGGCCCGUGACAGUGGGGAGUUCCGGAGAGCACCUGCACCUCCACCCCUGCCACCUGCUGAGCCUCUGGCCAAGGAGAAGCCAGGCACACCGCCUGGCCCGCCUCCCCCCGACACCAACAGCAUGGAGCUAGGCGGCCGGCCAACCUUUGGUUGGAGUCCUGAGCCCUGUGACAGCCCUGGCACACCCACGCUGGAGUCAUCCCCUGCGGGGCCUGAGAAGCCCCAUGACAGCCUGGACUCACGCAUCGAGAUGCUGCUGAAGGAGCAGCGCACUAAGCUGCCCUUCCUACGGGAGCAGGACUCGGACGCCGAGCUGCAGAUGGAGGGCAGCCCCAUCUCCUCCUCCUCCUCCCAGCUCUCCCCACUGGCCCCCUUCAGCACCAACUCCCAGCCGGGCUUCCGUGGCCCCUCACCCCCGUCCUCACGCCCCUCCAGCACGGGCCUAGAGGACAUCAGCCCCACGCCUCUGCCUGACUCCGAUGAGGAUGAUGAGCUGGACGUGGGCCUGGGGCCUCGACCCCCACCUGAACCAGGCCCCCCAGACCCUACUGGUUUUCUGGGCCAGUCAGCUGAGGUGGCCUUGGACCUGGCUGGAGACGGGACCCCGACCUCAGAGAAGAUGGAUGAGGGCCAGCAGUCCUCAGGCGAGGACAUGGAGAUCUCGGACGACGAGAUGCCCUCAGCCCCCAUCACCAGUGCCGAUUGCCCCAAGCCCAUGGUGGUGACCGCAGGGGGAGCAGCUGUGGCAGGCCCCAAUGUGCUGGCCCCGACCCUGCCGCUGCCCCCGCCACCCGGCUUCCCACCACUGCCCCCACCCCCACCCCCGCCCCAGCCGGGCUUCCCCAUGCCCCCACCUCUGCCUCCACCCCCGCCACCACCACCACCAGCCCAUCCUGCAGUGACAGUGCCCCCACCACCCCUGCCAGCGCCGCCGCCUGGUGUCCCCCCGCCACCUAUCCUGCCGCCCCUGCCGCCCUUUCCACCAGGGCUGUUUCCUGUGAUGCAGGUGGAUAUGAGCCACGUGCUGGGCGGCCAGUGGGGUGGCAUGCCCAUGUCCUUCCAGAUGCAAACGCAGAUGCUGAGCCGUCUGAUGACAGGCCAGGGCGCUUGUCCCUACCCACCUUUCAUGGCCGCUGCAGCCGCUGCCGCUUCAGCUGGGCUACAGUUUGUCAACCUGCCGCCCUACCGGGGCCCCUUCUCCCUAAGCAGCAGUGGCCCAGGCCGUGGGCAGCCCUGGCCACCCCUGCCCAAGUUUGACCCGUCAGUGCCGCCACCAGGCUACGUGCCACGUCAGGAGGACCCGCACAAGGCCACAGUGGAUGGCGUCCUACUGGUGGUGCUCAAGGAGCUGAAGGCCAUCAUGAAGCGUGACCUGAAUCGCAAGAUGGUGGAGGUGGUGGCCUUCCGGGCCUUUGACGAGUGGUGGGACAAGAAAGAGCGGAUGGCCAAGGCUUCGCUGACCCCUGUGAAGUCAGGCGAGCACAAGGACGAGGACCGGCCAAAGCCCAAGGACCGAAUUGCCUCAUGCCUGCUGGAGUCGUGGGGCAAAGGCGAAGGCCUGGGCUAUGAGGGCCUGGGCCUGGGCAUUGGGCUGCGAGGGGCCAUUCGCCUGCCUUCCUUCAAGGUCAAGAGGAAGGAGCCACCAGACACAGCAUCAUCUGGUGACCAGAAGCGCCUUCGGCCCUCAACCUCUGUGGAUGAAGAAGACGAAGAGUCUGAGCGGGAGCGGGACCGAGACAUGGCAGAUGCCCCCUGCGAGCUGGCCAAGCGGGAUCCCAAGGGUGUGGGCGUGCGGCGGCGGCCAGCUCGGCCACUGGAGCUGGACAGUGGUGGGGAGGAGGAUGAGAAGGAGUCUUUGUCAGUGUCCUCGUCCUCGUCUGGGUCUUCAUCCUCUGGGUCCUCCACCACCUCACCCUCGUCCUCAGCCUCUGACAAGGAGGAGGAGCGGGAAAGCACUGAGGAGGAAGCCGAGGAGGAAGAAGCCGAGGAGGAAGCGGACGAGGAGGAGGAGGAAGAGGAGGAGGAGGAGGAGGAGGAGGAGGGCGGCCCCCGGAGCCAGGUGUCCUGCUCCUCCAGCUCAAGCACAUCUGAGAAGGAUGACGAUGAGGACAGCGAUGACACCGAGAACGAGGGUGAAGAUGCAGCCCUGUCAGGAGCAAGUGAGGACGAAGGAGACUCAGAAGGCGAGGAGACGGUGAGCAUUGCCACCUCCAAGGCAGAGGCCGAGUCAUCCAGCGAGAGUUCUGAGUCUUCUGAGUUUGAAUCAAGCUCCGAGUCCUCGUCCUCGUCCUCGGAGGACGAAGAGGAGAUGGUGGCAGGGCCAGAGGAAGAAGAGGAGGAGGAAGAGGUGGAGGAGGAGGAGGAGGAGGCAGUGGCAGUGCCAGAUGAGAGCAUGCCACCUGCAGGUGCUGAGGACUUUGAGCAGGACAAAGAGGAGGUGUCUCUGGCCCCAGGGGCAUCUGCAGUGGAGCCGCUGGGCACAGAAGAAGAGGUGGAUAUUGAAGCUGAGGAUGAAGCCCCCGAGGAGCAGACUCCUCUCCUGGAGGAGCCCCCCUUGCCUGUGGGUGUUGAGGAGCUGGCCGGGUGCAAGGAGCCCCUGGAAGAGGCUAGCCUGAACCAGGAAGAGGCCAUGUUGCUGUCUCCAGAGCCCCCUGCCAGGGAGAUGGAAGCUCAGCCCCCAAUGUCCCCUGAACAUGUUCCAGAAGAUCAUCUGGAAGUGGAGCCCGAGCCCCCUCCAAUGCUCUCCUUGCCUCUGCAGCCACCAUUGCCGCCACCCCGGCCACCCCGGCCACCCAGCCCACCCCCAGAGCCUGAGACCCCAGAGCCCCUACACCCAACUGUCCCUCUGGAGCCUCCCCCUGAGGACCAGCCCCCACGUACUCCUGGCCUCUGUGGCAGCCUGGGCAAGUCUCAGAGUACAGAGACAGUGCCAGCCACACCAGGUGGGGAGCCCCCGCUAUCAGGGGGCAGCAGCGGCCUGUCCCUGAGCUCCCCACAGGUGCCUGGCAGUCCCUUCUCCUACCCAUCCCAGUCCCCCAGCUUGAGUAGCGGGGGCCUCCCACGGACACCUGGCCGGGACUUCAGCUUCACACCCACCUUCCCAGAGCCCAGCGGGCCCCUGCUUCUACCUGUCUGCCCGCUCCCGGCUGGCCGGCGAGAUGAGCGCUCUGGCCCUCUGGCCUCCCCGGUGCUCUUGGAGACGGGCCUCCCUCUCCCCCUGCCCCUGCCCCUGCCCCUGCCCCUGGCAUUGCCUGUCCCCGUGCUGAGGGCCCAGGCUCGGGCCCCUGCCCAGCUGCCACCUCUGCUGCCUGCCACCCUGGCCCCCUGCCCACCCCCCAUCAAGAGGAAGCCGGGCCGGCCCCGGCGAUCCCCACCAUCUAUGCUGUCCUUGGAUGGGCCCUUGGUGCGGCCACCAGCGGGGGCUGCCCUUGGAAGGGACCUUCUGCUCCUGCCAGGCCAGCCACAGACCCCCAUCUUUCCCAGCACCCAUGAUCCCCGGGCUGUGACUCUGGACUUCCGGAACGCAGGGAUCCCAGCCCCCCCUCCGCCCCUUCCCCCCCAGCCUCCUCCACCCCCACCUCCACCACCUGUUGAGCCUGCCAAGCUGCCCUUUAAGGAGCUAGACAACCAGUGGCCCUGUGAGGCCAUCCCCCUAGGCCCUCGUGGGCGAGAUGAAGUCACUGAGGAGUUCAUGGAGCUGGCCAAAGUACGGGGGCCGUGGCGCCGGCCACCUAAGAAGCGCCACGAGGACCUGGUGGCCCCCUCCGCCUCGCCUGAGCUCUCUCCACCCCAGCCCCUCUUCCGGCCCCGCUCAGAGUUUGAGGAGAUGACCAUCUUAUAUGACAUCUGGAAUGGUGGCAUUGAUGAGGAGGACAUUCGCUUCCUGUGUGUCACCUAUGAGCGGCUGCUGCAGCAGGACAAUGGCAUGGACUGGCUCAACGACACACUCUGGGUCUACCAUCCCUCCACCAGCCUCUCUUCAGCUAAGAAAAAGAAACGCGAUGAUGGCAUCCGUGAGCACGUGACAGGCUGUGCCCGCAGCGAGGGCUUCUACACCAUUGACAAGAAGGACAAGCUCAGAUACCUCAACAGUAGCCGCGCCAGCACCGAUGAGCCCCCUGCAGACACCCAGGGCAUGAGCAUCCCAGCGCAGCCUCAUGCCUCCACUCGGGCAGGCUCGGAGCGGCGUUCAGAGCAGCGCCGCCUGUUGUCCUCCUUCACUGGCAGCUGUGACAGCGACCUACUCAAGUUCAACCAGCUCAAGUUCCGGAAGAAAAAGCUCAAAUUCUGCAAGAGCCACAUUCAUGACUGGGGCCUGUUCGCCAUGGAACCCAUUGCGGCUGAUGAGAUGGUCAUCGAGUAUGUGGGCCAGAACAUCCGCCAGGUGAUCGCAGACAUGCGGGAGAAACGGUAUGAGGACGAGGGCAUCGGCAGCAGCUACAUGUUCCGAGUAGACCACGACACCAUCAUCGAUGCCACCAAGUGCGGCAACUUUGCACGCUUCAUUAACCACAGUUGCAAUCCCAACUGCUACGCCAAGGUGAUCACGGUAGAGUCACAGAAGAAGAUCGUCAUCUACUCUAAGCAGCACAUCAACGUGAACGAGGAGAUCACCUAUGACUACAAGUUCCCCAUCGAGGAUGUCAAGAUCCCUUGCCUCUGUGGCUCGGAGAACUGCCGGGGGACCCUCAACUAGGCCCCCCAGCGCCAAACUCGAAGGAUGUUUGCUGCCGCCUGGGCCGGACCCCAGGCCCCCGGGCCGGCCCCUCCCGCCCCAUUUCAGGUGCUGUCCCUUGCCCCCGCGGCCAUCAGGGCCUGGCGCCCCCAACACUACCCCAGGACCCGCCCGCAGCUCCAGCCCCGCAGCGGGAAAGGGCUUCUCUGUCUUUCCAUCGUGUCUCUCUCAUUGUUGAAGAAAUGCUCCUUUCCAGAUGUGCGUUUAGCCAGACGCCAUUUCUGUCUCCCUCGGUGUCCCCGUCCCCGUGGCUCUCUUGUGCUCCUUCCUACCCCAUCCUCCGCCUCUCCCGUCAAUGCUGCUAUGUGGUUUUGUCUUCUUUUUAUUUCCCUCCCUGUCAUAAGAAAAGACAUUUUAACCGUUGAAAUGUGAAGGCAGAACAGAGAGGGGGGACCCGGUGGGGCCAGAGGCCUCUAGGACGGAGGGUCCCUGCACCCUCUGGGCAGACCGGGCCAGGUGCUGGGAGGAAGGGCCGGGCCAGUGGCCUUGACCUCGACACUACAAUGCCGAAAGGCCCCCUCUCUGCCAGUGAACGCAGUGAGGAGACCCCACCUCUUCCCCUGAGCUACUCCCCAGUCUGUCCCUUCCCUGGGGCCUGGGAGAGCCAAGCUGGUCCCAGGCAGGAAGGUCCCCUGGGCACUCCCUGCCCCCCAAAUCCUUGGGCUCAAUGUUUACUUUCUCAUUCGGAUGCCAGCAAUGAGGGGGCUUCCCUGGGGCCCAGCGUGGGGGGCACUGGCAAGGGGGGUCUCCACUCUCCACUGCCCUCAACCCGCGCAGGCUAAGGGGGCUCCCAGGGCAGGGGUCCCCCUCCACCAUUACGGGCUGUCUAACCGUAUGCAUGUGGCAUUUUUCGUUCAUAAGCUUCACCCGCCACCCAGCCCACAUCCUCCUCCCCACCUCCCACCCCUGGCCACCCCCCAAGGCCAGAGCAUAUUUAUUUUCGGAGUGAGCAGGUUAUUUCUCCCAGAGAAAGAAAAAUCUUGGGAAAGAUUUUAAAACUUGGAUCUAAGUCUUUGACAGUGGUUUUUUUUUCCCUUUUUACCCUUUCUCCYCCUCCCUUCUCAUCCUUUUCAGGGUUUAUUUCCAUGAAUUUUUUUUUUCUAGUGCGUGUAUAAAAUCAAAACGAAGGGAAAAAAUAGGUUUUUGAAGUUCAGAACCAACUUUGUAUAUAGACUGCCAUAAAGGACUUUUUCUCGGGAACUUGUUUCUUGUAGAAACAUGUGGGAAGACUUUUGCUCAUUUCUUUGUACUUCCAAAAAAAAAAAAAAAAAGACACGAAUGCAAGUCCCCCGCCCCCUGGAAAGCAGAGCAGGCGUGUAAAUAAUCUCUGGAACUGACUGUUGUGACCCAGGUGCUCACCAAGGGGAGCGCUGGGUGGGAGCCGCGCCCACCGCGGCCCAGGCUGCCAGCCUCUGGUAUCUCAGCUUGUGUCAAGCUUGUUAUCAUGUAAAUUCUGUACAAAGAAUUGUUAUUUUUCUCUUU
Urocitellus parryii (Arctic ground squirrel) is the source of this 7595-nucleotide messenger RNA. It is a transcript of the gene Setd1b, whose product is annotated as SET domain containing 1B, histone lysine methyltransferase. Gene Ontology annotation, molecular function: protein binding; histone H3K4 methyltransferase activity; RNA binding. Lineage: Eukaryota; Metazoa; Chordata; Mammalia; Rodentia; Sciuridae. Gene Ontology annotation, cellular component: Set1C/COMPASS complex. The record is from RefSeq and is a predicted model, not a curated record.